UGAAAUUGAACUAAAAAAGAAACAAAAGGAAGAAACUAGGAAGGUUGUAGAGAAAUGUUGGCUGGGUGUUCUAGUUCUACAUUGCUGUCACCAAGGCAUAGAUUGAGGAGAGAAGCAUCAGCACAGUUUCAAGCUUGCCAUUUCCAGACUUCAAUGAGCACACAGAGAUUGGACUUGCCAUGUGGUUUUUCUCGUAAGGACACUUCAAGGUCACAGCCUAUUAGGCCUGUUGGCCUUUCUGUGGAGAAACCAAUUGAAUCCAAGAACAGUGGUUGUUCUCUAAAGCGGAAUAUCCGGCUGCCACCAUUGACUACUAGUGCACAAAAUCCAUUUGAAGGAAGGAGAGAGAACAAAGAUGUGUUUUGGGAGAAAGGUAAAAGUUUGAAGAGGUUUGCUGAGCAGGGUUUAAUUGAUGAAUCAGUCAUUAGACGGGCAAAGAGGAAAAAGGGUAGCAGUGAUAACGAUAAUUCUGGUGAUAUUCUUGAAGGUGGUGGUGAUAAUUCGAGUUUAGGCCAACUAGGUGCUGGAACUUUUUGGUUUCAACCAAGUUUCACAGGACAAAAUGCUCCUCAAGUUCCUUUCUCUCUGACUUGUUCAGGGGAUGAAGAAAGGGUGUGUUUUGUGCCUGGUGAAGUGAUUUCACCGCCUUUGCCAUUGUCUAAAAUUCCAUGGAUCGAAUCAGUAAUAACUGAGAUCACUGACUUCGGGGAAAAGGACGUUGAAACAAUCCGCAGGCCGGAAAAGGAAGCUUCAGGAACGAGUACUUCUUCAGACAAUCAUAGCUUAGGACUUAGGUUAAAAGAGCAAACCACAGAACAUGAAGGGGGUAAUGGUUCUGAGAACCCUUACCCCCAUGAGGGUGCUGGUUCGGUGGGGGUUUAUGAGGAGAACAACCAUGGGGAGCAUCAGGGGUUUGAGCUUGUCCACUUACUUACAGCUUGCGUUGAAGCAAUUGGAUCAAAGAACAUUGCUGCCAUCAACCAUUUUAUAGCCAAGUUGGGGGAUCUUGCUUCUCCGAGAGGAAAUGCUAUAAACCGUCUGGCUGCUUACUACACUGAAGCUUUGGCUCUUCGAGUCACUAGGCUCUGGCCUCAUAUUUUUCAUAUCACAAUUCCUCGAGAGCUUGAUCGGGUGGAUGAUGACAAUGGUGCUGCAUUGAGGCUCUUGAAUCAGGUAAGCCCAAUUCCGAAAUUUGUUCAUUUCACAUCAAAUGAGAUAUUGUUGAGAGCCUUCGAGGGGAAAGACAGGGUUCAUAUUAUAGAUUUCGACAUCAAGCAAGGGCUUCAGUGGCCUAGUUUGUUCCAGAGUUUAGCUUCAAGGAUUAAUCCACCAAGUCAUGUUAGAGUUACUGGAAUUGGUGAGUCCAAGCAACAACUGAAUGAAACAGGAGACAGGCUCGCAGGAUUUGCUGAGGCAUUGAAUUUGCCUUUUGAGUUCCAUCCAGUUGUGGACAGGUUAGAAGAUGUGAGGUUGUGGAUGCUUCAUGUGAAGGAGAAAGAGAGUGUAGCUGUGAAUUGUGUAUUUCAACUGCACAAGACACUUUACGAUGGAAAUGUCGGAGCGCUCAGGGACUUUUUGGGACUUAUUCGUAGCACAAACCCUACAGUGGUCAUCAUGGCAGAGCAAGAAGCUGAGCACAAUGUCCUCAGCUUAGAGGCAAGAGUUACCAAUUCAUUGAGUCACUACUCUGCCAUAUUUGACUCAAUUGAUUCUAGCCUUCCCUUGGAGAGUCCGGUUAGGAUCAAAAUAGAGGAUAUGUUUGCACGGGAAAUCAGGAAUAUAAUUGCUUGUGAAGGAAGCGACAGGUUUGAAAGGCAUGAGAGUUUUGAAAAGUGGAGGCAGUUGAUGGAGCAAGGAGGGUUCAGAUGCAUGGGGAUUACUGAGAGGGAACUGCUUCAGAGCCAAAUGCUGUUGAAGAUGUACUCUAGUGAUAACUACAGUGUCAAGAAGCAAGGGCAGGAUGGUGGCGCUCUUACUCUAAGUUGGUUAGAUCAGCCACUUUAUUCAGUCUCAGCUUGGACACCAAUUGACGUUGCGGGCAGCUCAUCCUCAUUUUCUCAGCCAAUUUGAUUGUUGCUGAUUACUUUUUCUUCAUACAUACCAUCUCUUUUGAUUCCAUUCUUGCAUACAGAAAGGGACAUAAUUAUUUGUAGGUAGAGUAAUCUGUCAUUAUUCUUUCAUUCUUUUGUUGCAGAUAAGAUUGGUCAGUCUAGUGCCAGAACCAUUUGUAUGAACACAGUAACUGCAUAACAAGUCAUUCUUUCCAGGACAGAUUUUAGAUUUCUGUCUGUAGUAUUGUUGUCAAUUAAUUUGGUUUUUAUUCUUUGAUUCUUAAUGUAUUUUGAAAUUCUUUAUAGCAGUCAUUUCAUCUUGUUCAUUUCAUUUAUUGAAGAUUUAUCAGAAUUAUGAACAAUGCAAUCGGAAAUUUAUCAUCAUAUAUAAAGGAUUUCGUUUAUUUGUGUUUAUUCUUCAUUCUACACUUCUAUUCCGAAUUGGAAUCUGGAAAAUCAGACAUGAAACUUGGAAUUAUAUGCAUCAGAGCAAUUAAAGUUUUU
Messenger RNA from Durio zibethinus, 2555 nucleotides. RefSeq names its product scarecrow-like protein 28. NCBI's taxonomy places the organism in Eukaryota, Viridiplantae, Streptophyta, Magnoliopsida, Malvales, Malvaceae. The record is from RefSeq and is a predicted model, not a curated record.